Messenger RNA from Podarcis muralis (Common wall lizard), 12061 nucleotides. RefSeq names its product kinesin family member 26B (gene KIF26B). Gene Ontology annotation, molecular function: microtubule binding; ATP binding; microtubule motor activity. The record is from RefSeq and is a predicted model, not a curated record. NCBI's taxonomy places the organism in Eukaryota, Metazoa, Chordata, Lepidosauria, Squamata, Lacertidae. Gene Ontology annotation, biological process: microtubule-based movement.
UUUCUGCACACACACAAACGCACAGAGUGGGAAUAAACGAGAGAGAGAAGACAAUGAGGGCAAACAUGAUCUGACGGGGGGGCGGAAAGAUACAAUCUCACCCUCUCUUGGGGCUCCGGCAAGCGUUUUUUUCCUUUUCUUUCUGGGAUCGGGGAUUUAUUUUUAUUGGUGGUAUUUUCCUUGGAAAGGCAGAGGGAGGGGGAAACCGACUUCAAGUGCGGAGCUGCUUCCAGCUGGUGCGUGAACCUUGCCGGAUUUGGGGGGGGGAAAAAAUCCCCCCCUUGGAUACAAAUUUGCAGGAAAUCCUGCCGCGGGCGCCGAGAUCAUCACCCUCACCAUGAAUUCCGUGGCUGGGAAUAAGGAGAGGAUCGCGGUCAGCACCCGAAACAGGAAAUAUGGGGUGAACGACCCCUGCUCCCCGACCAAACCCGCGGCUCCCUUCUCGCCCGAAAGCUGGUACCGGAAAGCUUACGAGGAAUCCCGGGCCGGCAGCCGCCCAGCCCCGGAAGGAGCCGGCUCCAUCCUGGGCUCGUCCGGCACCCCUUCCCCGGGAUCGGGCACGUCGUCGCCGGGCUCCUUCACCGGGUCGCCGGGCCCCGCUUCCCCGGGGAUCGGCAACAGCUCUCCCGGGUCGCUGGGGGGCUCGCCGGGCUUCGGCACGGGGUCUCCGGGCUCCGGCAGCGGAGGGGGCUCCUCCCCGGGCUCCGACCGCGGCGUCUGGUGCGAGAACUGCAACGCCCGCUUGGUGGAGCUGAAGAGGCAAGCGCUCAAGCUGCUCCUGCCGGGGCCCUUCGGCAGCAAGGACCCGGCUUUCUCUUCUGCGAUUCACGACAAGCUGCAGGUGCCCAAUACCACCCGGAAGGCAUGGAACGAAAGAGACAACCGGUGCGACGUGUGUGCCACUCACUUGAACCAGCUGAAGCAGGAAGCGAUUCAGAUGGUGCUCACCCUCGAACAGGCUGCCAACACUGAACAUUGUGAUGCUUCUCCUGGCUCCCCUCCUCCUCUCCCCAACAUCCCCACCUUGGUGGGCUCGCGACAUAUGGGCAGCCUGCAGCCCAGGGACUGGGCCUACAUGUCUGCUCCUUAUGCUACAUCCAAUUAUGCUGGCUUUCUGCCUAACAAACUCAGCGGGAAACAGAACAACAUAGGGAUCGUUAAUGGGAUAGAGAAGAAAAAUGGUUCCUUGGGACAUCAGGCAAAGGUCAGUGUACAGAUGGCCACCAGCCCCAGCAAUGGUAACAUCCUGAAUUCUGUGGCUAUCCAGGCUCAUCAGUACCUAGACGGCACCUGGUCCUUGUCGAGAACAAAUGGCGUUACUCUGUAUCCCUAUCAAAUUUCCCAGUUGAUGACCGAGACUGGCCGAGAGGGAUUGACUGAAGCUGCCCUGAACCGCUACAAUGCUGAUAAACCCUCCUUGUACAGCUUACCUGCUUCCCAAAGCACCUGUGUUGCCAGUGACACGUCAACAGGCACCUCAGUGGCAGCUUCCUUUUUUGCCAGAGCUGCUCAGAAGUUGAAUUUGUCAUCCAAAAAAAAGAAACACCGGCCUUCUGCGUCUUCUGUUUCUGAAUCUCACCUAUUUGCUACCAAAUUCAGCACCAUCCUACAGACUUCCCCUCCACCUGCUCCACCAUGUUUGCUGAGGGCAGUCAACAAAGUAAAAGACACUCCAGGACUGGGCAAGGUGAAGGUCAUGGUCCGCAUUUGUUCUACCUUGGCCAGGGACUCCUCUGAAUCCAGCUCCUUCUUAAAGGUUGAUCCUCGUAAGAAGCAAAUUACUCUGUAUGACCCAUUGUCCUGUGGAAGCCAGAAUGCCUUCCAAAAAAGGAGCAGUCAAGUGCCACCCAAGAUGUUUGCGUUUGAUGCCGUUUUCCCUCAAGACGCAUCUCAGGCCGAAGUAUGUGCAGGAACAGUAGCUGAAGUGAUCCAGUCUGUGGUGAACGGUGCUGAUGGAUGUGUAUUUUGCUUUGGACACACCAAACUAGGGAAAUCCUACACAAUGAUUGGAAAGGAUGAUUCCAUGCAGAACCUUGGCAUAAUCCCUUGUGCCAUAUCCUGGCUGUUUAAGUUGAUUAAUGAACGGAAAGAGAAGACGGGAGCCCGUUUCUCUGUCCGAAUCUCAGCAGUGGAAGUGUGGGGAAAAGAAGAAAACCUGAGAGACUUGCUGUCAGAGGUGGCAACAGGCAGCUUACAAGACGGCCAGUCUCCUGGGGUCUACCUUUGUGAGGACCCAAUUUGUGGCAUGCAGCUGCAGAAUCAAAGUGAACUCCGAGCUCCUACUGCAGAGAAAGCUGCCUUCUUCCUCGAUGCAGCCAUUGCCUCGCGUCGUAGCAGCCAGCAAGAUUGCCGGGAGGAAGAUCACAAGAAUUCUCAUAUGCUCUUCACUCUGCACAUCUACCAGUACCGAAUGGAGAAGAGUGGAAAAGGGGGAAUGUCAGGAGGCCGUAGCCGCUUACACCUCAUUGACCUGGGCAGCUGUGUCAAACCCCUCAGCAAAAAUCGUGAAGGAGGCUCUGGACUUUGUCUUUCAUUGUCUGCACUGGGCAAUGUGAUCCUAGCCCUAGUCAAUGGCAGCAAGCACAUUCCAUACAAAGACAGCAAGCUGACCAUGUUGCUCCGGGAGUCCCUUGGGAACAUGAACUGCCGUACUACCAUGAUAGCUCACAUUUCGGCAGCUGCAGGGAACUAUGCUGAAACACUUUCCACCAUCCAGAUUGCAUCCAGGGUUUUAAGAAUGAAGAAAAAGAAAACAAAGUACACAUCAAGCUCUUCAGGAGGAGAAAGUUCUUGUGAAGAAGGGAGGAUGCGGAGGCCAACCCAGCUGAGGCCCUUCCAUUCUCGGAAUGUUGUUGAUCCAGACUUCCCCAUUCUUCACUUGUCAAGUGACCCAGAUUAUUCUUCUAGCAGCGAACAGUCAUGCGACACCGUCAUUUACGUUGGCCCCAACGGCACAGCCCUUUCGGACAAGGAACUGACUGACAACGAAGGUCCCCCCGAUUUUGUCCCCAUAGUUCCUGCCCUUCAGAAGACCAAAACUGAAGGCAAGCUGGAGGACAUGAGUGAGACAGCGCCCAGCACUUCUGAGAGAGACUGCUUGAAGUGCAAUACAUUUGCGGAACUCCAGGAGAGGUUAGACUGCAUUGACGGCAGUGAGGAGACUGACACGUUUCCUUUUGAAGAACUGCCUGUUCAGUUCAGCUCCGACCAAGUGACUAAGUGCCCUGUGUCAGGCCAAGCAGCAGAGCUCACUAGUGCAUCAGAAGAAGGCCUGGCAGGCUGCCAAGAACCUGAUAAAGAUUUCAAGGAAAACCUGAAUGCAACAGCCAACAAAAUUCAGGGAAGCCAUUCCCCUGUUCACACUGGGGUGCUUAAUGAGGCACCCACCCCUCCAUCACCUAGGAGUGUUACAGGCAGUCCAAGUAGCCACACAAACUGUUCCCAGCAAUCCCACAGCACGGAUCUGCAGAGCAGCCGAGAAAGCCUGAACACUUGCGGCUUUGUAGAAAGCAAGCCUCGGCCCAUGGGUUCCCCACGGCUUGGUAUUGCAAGCCUUUCCAAGACAUCCGAGUACAAGCCGCCCACUUCUCCUUCUCAGAGGUGCAAGGUUUACACCCAGAAAGGGGUGCUGCCCAACCCUGCACCACCACCCUCAUCCUUAAGCAAGGACUCCGGGAUGGUGUCCAGUGAGUCUCUGAUGCAGCCAGAGAUCCGCACUCCUCCCAUUGGCAUGAGCCCCCAGCUCAUGAAAAAGUCUGUGUCUUCCAGCAGUGCUGAUUAUGGGGAGCUCAUUGACAACGAAGAGCAGCAGGAGCAGCAGCAAGAGCCGCCUCUUUCUCCUGAGUCAAAGAAGGAGAUUUUGAGCACCACCAUGGUCACGGUGCAGCAGCCCUUAGAGCUGAAUGGAGAAGAUGAGCUGGUAUUCACCCUGGUUGAAGAACUGACCAUUAGUGGGGUUCUGGAGAACGGACGUCCAACAAGUAUCAUCAGCUUUAACAGUGAUUGUUCUGUGCAAGCUCUGGCCUCCGGGUCUAGGCCGGUUAGCAUUAUCAGCAGCAUCAGUGAAGAUCUUGAAUGCUAUGCCAGUACAGCUCCUGUGUCUGAGGUCAGUAUCACCCAGUUUAUGCCUCUUCCAAAAAUGGGACUGGAUCACAAAGCUGAAGAGGCUGAAAGCAGACGUUCCUCUAUCAGCUCGUGGUUGAGCGAAAUGAGCACCGGCAGUGAUGGUGAACAGUCAUGCCACAGCUUUAUAGCCCAAGCAUGCUAUGGGCAUGGGGAAGCACUGGCAGAUGCGCCCAUUCCUGAACUGGCAAGAGGCGUACAGAACAGCAGUGUGGUUUGUAUAAAUGACAAGCAAAAGCCAGUCACCGAGGAAAUAUUUGUACUGCCAGAGGUUGCCGACGAAAGUAUUAAUAAAAUGUCACCUAUCAAAGGUUGUAAAAUAUCAGCCCUGGGAAAGACUAUGGUCACAAUAUCAAACACCACAAGCCUAAGCAGUUGUGAAGGUUUCAUUCCAAUGAAGACCAACAUUACUGUGUAUCCAUGUAUUGCUGUUAAUCCCUUUAAGGCACAAGAGCCGCCUGAGACCGUAUCUGCAGUGUCGUCACCAGCAAAAGUUCCCCAGCCUCAAGAGGUGAAGGAAUCCAGUGUAAGAAAAGAGAUAAAAUUUGAUGAUCCUUGGCUAAAGAGGGAAGACAGUGUGAAAAAAGAAAGCUGUGGCCCCAAGGCUGAAGCCAUCACUCAACAAAAUAAGAAGCAGAAGUCAGCAGACAGGUUUAGCAGCAGUAGCGGAGAGACUUCCAGCUCCCCGGGAACGGAAAACCUGAAGAGGGUUGUAGAUGGAUGUGAAAUGGGACUUCCCAGUUCCACAGCCCACAGCCCAGCACACACUACGGAGAGCUUUAAAAAUGGCAGCCUCACGAGAGGCGUUCAGAAGGCCAGCAAGCUGGAGGAACUGGAUGCUGUUUCCUAUCAUUACAUUGAGGAGAACAGUGCCAUUAGUUGUUCUGUUGGGUCCCAGACUUCCAGAGCUAGCUUGGAAAGAAGGUUUGCGUCCCCCAAACACUGCGUUCUCACACGUCCAAAAGGAACUCCGCCGUUGCCUCCCGUGAGGAAAUCUAGCCUGGAUCAGAAAAAUAGGGCCAGCCCUCAGCACAGCACUUGCAGCAGCAGCACCAGCAGCCCUUUGAACCAACCAGCCCCUUUCCUGGCUAGUUUUCCCGAUGAGCUGAAUGGGAAACAAAAGGGUUCCAGUAUGGAGAGCGGUAACAAUAGCAGCAGUAAAUUGUUUAGUGCCAAACUUGAACAGCUGGCCAGCAGAACCAAUUCCUUGGGAAGGUCCAGUGGGAGCCAUUAUGAGUGCCUGUCUUUGGAAAGGGCAGAGAGUCUGUCCUCUGUCAGCUCCAAGAUGGGUCCUGGGAAAGACACCACAAUGCCCAGAGCUGGGAGAAGUUUCAACCGCAGUGCAAUGUCCUCACCCACAAACUCAGGCCUUUCUCAGUCUGCAGGGGCCUCGCCAAAAGCCAGUCAAUCAAAGAUCUCUGCAGUGAGCAAGCUCCUCUUGGCAAGUCCUAAGGCUCGAAGCCUGGCUGCCUCAACCACCAAAACACUUAGCUUCUCUACCAAGUCCCUCCCUCAGUCUGUGGGGCAGAGUUCAGGCUUGCCUCCCAAUGGAAAGAAUAUGUCCUGGUCUACUCAGUCUCUCAGCAGGAACAGGGGCUCUGGGCUCUCCUCAAAACUGCCCCUCAGAGCCGUCAAUGGGAGGAUCUCAGAACUUCUGCAAGGAAGCACAGGCACCAGAGGGCUGCAGUUGCGUAGGAACUCAGACACAGAUGAUCGCAGCGCCGUCCACGGAGAAGAGAAGCCAACUGUUCACCUGCUGCCUUCACCUUACAGCAAGAUCACUCCACCUCGGAAACCUCACCGCUGUAGCAGUGGCCACGGAAGUGACAACAGCAGUGUCCUGAGUGGGGAGCUGCCACCUGCCAUGGGGAAAACAGCCUUGUUCUACCACAGUGGAGGAAGCAGCGGGUAUGAAAGCAUGAUGAGAGACAGUGAAGCAACGGGAAGUGCUUCCUCAGCACAAGACUCUAUGAGCGAGAACAGCAGCUCCCUCAGUGGGAGGUGCCGAAGUCUCAAAAAUCCAAAGAAGCGUUCGAAUACAGGUUCUCAGAGACGGAGACUCAUCCCAGCUUUAUCCCUUGACACAACAUCUCCGAUAAGGAAACCUGCCAGCCCAGCAGUACGCUGGGUAGAUGGACCUCUGAGAAGUUCCCAGAGAGGAAUGGGGGAGCCCUUUGAGAUCAAAGUCUAUGAGAUUGAUGAUGUGGAGCGGCUCCAACGACGGCGCAUGGGGGACAACAAUGAGGUGAUUUGCUUCAACGCUAAACUGAAAAUCUUGGAGCACCGGCAGCAGCGAAUUGCAGAGGUCAAGGCCAAGUACGAGUGGUUAAUGAGGGAGCUGGAAGUGACCAAACAGUACCUGAUGCUGGAUCCUAAUAAAUGGCUCAGUGAAUUUGAUCUGGAGCAAGUAUUUGAGUUGGAUUCCCUGGAGUACUUGGAGGCUCUUGAGUGCGUGACUGAGCGACUAGAGAACCGUGUCAACUAUUGCAAGGCUCACCUCAUGAUGAUCACCUGCUUUGACAUCACUUCUGGGCGCCGGUGAAGAAUUAACCUCGAGAACAUUUUGGACUACUGCCACUCCCCUUUCUCCCUUUUGAACAGCACCCCAAAGACCUAGAAUGAGGAUGAAGGUUGGUGUCAUGUUUUGACUGUGUGUGGAAGAGAUUUCCCCCCUCUUAUUAUGCUGAAGAGUGGUGCAUACAUUGACUAGAUGAUGAUGAUGAUGAAAAGCAAAAACGCUGAGAAAUAAGGAUGUGGAAUCUCCUAGCCUGAAAGAGCACUUUGAGAAAUCUUUAAGGACAUGUUUGUAAAUAGGAACUGCUGGCAGAAGUGACUUUACCCCUCAACAAUAGCUGUAGAGGGAGGAAGAGCAGAUGUAGGACCGACUGCUGCUGAGAGCACCAUUGAAGUAAAAAUACACAGGAAGACUGUCUUAAGUGCCUUGCAAAUCUUUAUUAUCCAAACAUUUAUGUUCAUACUUUCUUGUGUACAGAUGGUGCUAGUCAAGAAAAAGAAAAAGACAAAAAAUCAAAACACAUUUUCUGAAAUGUAUUUACAGCCUGUUUUCCCCUCCCUCGGUGUUUUAUCCUAUUUCUGACUUGCUGUUUCUACGUAACUUGUGUUUGUAGAGAUAUUUCUUAACCGAUACAGCAUAUAAAUAAAUGUUAACUGUCAUUUAUUGUUACACACGAGAGUAAGGCCACUCAAAGAGAAAAAAGAUAUUAAACCGUGUACAUGAAACCCAAAAUAUUUGAUAGUAAUGGAAGAGGAGAGGUCCACUUUGUUAUUAAAGAACAUAAAUGUGAAUUUUCUGGCAAAAUAACAAGACUUCAGUUGACAUCACUAGGAAAACAGAAGUCUUCACUGAUUUUUUUGUUGGCUGUUACUUUUUGUACUAAGAUUGUGGUAUUUACACCACCAGUUUUCAUGGAUGCUCAAAUGAAGAUAAUUACUUAAUGUUGACCAGGUAUCUUCAUUGUUUUCAGACCCAGGGUCCACUUUUAAUCCAAACAUGAAUUUGGGGACCAAUUUCUUAAUCUUUUACCUUAUGCAUGGUGGUGGUGCUCCUGUUAACCCACUAGCACAUCUCAGUCCACCAGUUGAAGACCUGUGAGGCUGAAUGACCACUGCCUCUUUUUUCUGAGGUGUGUCUAGGUUUGUCCUAGAGCUGCCUUCAUUUGGUUACAGAGAUACUGCAAAUGAUUCCCUACCUGUUAUGGCUCUCGGUCUAUGAACACUGGAAUGGUUAUGGUAGAUCAGAUCAGCAUCCUUCUAGUUUGUGGAAUUUACAGCAAUCAGGUGUGGUGGUGGCCUCUAGUUAGGAUGGAUUUAAAAGGGAUUAGGCAAAUACAUGGAGAGUAGUCAAGAUUUCUAUAGGGAACCUUUCGGUUGAAGAGGUCAGUAGGCACUGAAUACCAGGUCCUGAAGCCACAACAAGGCAAGUCAGAGACAUCCAGUUGAGCACAUGAGAAACAGGAUGCUGGACUAGAUGGACCAUUUGUAUGAUCGAGGAGUUUAGAUGCACAUCAAUACACAUCACAGCACCAGCCAAACAGCCCUUUUAAAAAGCUGCAAAACCUGUUCAGUAGAACAAGUAGAUCUGCAAAAAAUGAAUCCAGCCCCCUUUCUCCUUUCUGAUCUGUGAGCUACAUUUUUAAAGAAUUGAACAGCAUAUGUACUGCUCCAUCUGCUGGAUUGGGUAGGAGACUUUUUUUGCCAUGUUUGAUUCUCUGUCAAGGAGGACUGCUUCUGUAUACAUGUACAUGUACAUAUAUUAUGGAUCAGAACAUAAUACUUCAAAGGGGGAGAGUUAAAUGGGCAACACCUGAUUGCAUCUUUGCUUGAUAAACAUCUUUCACUAACUCCAAAAUUUGCCAAUUUUAUUUUUAGUAGUCAUGCCAAGAUGAGAAGCCACUUGAUCCAGCUUUUCUCUUUUUCAGUAAGUUAUUGUGAGACACAAAGCAAGGCAUUCAGAAAUACUAAACACCUAGUAUCACAAUUUACCUUCACAAAUGCAUUAUUAAAAGUUCAUCAGAUUAUUCAUGAGUCAUUAGAGGAAUCUACAGUACAACAUCAAUGGCACAAAUGUCUCACAUCAGCUCUGUGUUCAGACAGACAAAGACUUCCAAAAGCCUGGCCCUAAAAACAUGUGGUCUUCCCUGAUUCAAGUGCACGAACAAAGUCUUUUUAACAACGGUAAAAUUCUGAUCUUCCUCUGAAAUAUGUUCUCACCUCACUUUCUUCUGACCCGCCUUCACAUUCCUUGAAAUUUCCUGCAAAAUAAAUAUUCGCAAGUAAGGUAAUUUCCCAAGGCCCAAGCUUGCAACAUUUGCAAAGCUACUUCAUGGGCUCUUGGUGCCUGGUAAGAACACAUGUGCUGUUUAAGAUAAGUUUGAUAGAUCAAACCAGGAAGGCAUCAUGUGCAAGUGUCACUUGCUGAAUUACAGGCAUAACUUGGAAGCACAAAAUCCUAGGGUCAAAUGAGAUGUGAUGAUGGAGGAUUGGGCAGUGUCUUAAAAGGCUAAAGGUGGUGUUCAGGUGCCCCAAUGCUUCCUCUUUGGGAAUUGGGAAUGUAAUACUUUCCCCCAAGCUAUUUUCUAAACAUAGAAAACAUCUGAAACUAUUUUCCCCAUGGGGCAAAAUGCAGCUCCUGAGAGGUAGAGGAGGGUGGUGGAAAUACCAUUCAUAUGUCCACAUCAUAUACAAUGUUGUAGAUUAGUAUGGUAUUUUUUUGUUUGCUGUCCAUGUCAAACAAACCCUCCCCCCAAUUUUCCUUAUUUGCAUUCCUAAACACUGACAUUAGAAAACAAGUAACAGCCAUAGCACACACAUCUUCUCACUUUGCUAAAAACAAUAAGGUUAAGAGGGUGCAUAGAUAAACCGAUGGAAAUCUGUGUGGUGGUACAGCUAUGUUUUAUGUGUUUGAGUUAGGGCACCUACUUACAAGCAGCAAAGCAUAACUUAUGACGCUCAUUGCAAAACUCUGUCCAUAAAACCUUUACAGCCCCCACUCACCAGCAGGCUGGCCAUUUAUGCCACUGUAUUUUAUAGAAACUAUAUUUUAAAACGAGGGCUGUGUUAUUAUCUAUGCAUGUUCUCCUGCCUAUAAAGCUGUGUGGCUGUAUUUGCCUCGUAUAAGCCUUUGAAAAAUGGUUUAAACAUUUAUAAAAAUAAAUAGAAAAAUGCAUUUAGGUGUCAAUAAUUUAAGGUCAGGUGCACUCUAGACCUUUAGGAUUAACUCUGUCACUAUAUGUAUAAUAUAAACAGAUAAUGUGUGAUCAAAAUGGAGAGUGACUAUUUGCUCCUUAUAAAAUGAAACAACAUCCCUGUGCCUUUUGAGCCCCCAUGCAGGCCUUCUCUAAUUGGCAGAGGACUGAAGGAAAGCAGAUGAGCUAAAUUAGCUCACAAAAUAUUUCCCUGAUCUAUGCUGAGGGAAAGAGCUGUACCACAGACAUUUUGGCAUCAAGGCAUGGAACAGUGAUGUGCCUAUGGCAAAGGGCAUAUAUGAUGAAAGACACAUGCAAGCAACAUCUAAAAUGGUUAUUGUUGAUCAUAAGCAACAUGUAAAACAUUAAGCAAACUCUCAUUAAAUGGUAACUGGCUACCACAGAUGUCAGCGGGGAAAGCAGUGGCCCAUAUGCUCUGGUGACUGCACUUGGCGAUCAUAUGCUGCAGAGCCUUGGCUGUGAUUCUUUGGCUCAUUCAACAAUUUCCUAACAAAUUUUUAGCUAAUAACUUCCACCUUGCAUGAAGGUUGCAAAAUAAUAGCUGAGCACCCAUGAUGCUUCAUAGAAUUUUUCCUCUGCUCUAGCUAAUAGUCAAGAAAUGAGAGCAAUCAAUUUUUUUCUAAACUAUUUCCAGAUGAAAGUUUUUAUUUUAUUUUAUUGGAGCAUCUGCCGCUGGCCAACUAAGCAGAUGUGGCAUGUUUCUCAAACUUCUGUUGUCAGACUAUCCAAACUUGGCCACAAAUUUGCCAGUGGAGUUGAUAUGAACUUCUUUUACGUACCAUCUUGAGAAUACCUUUUGCUACUGAAUUCCUGGUACUCAGAUUCAAGCAUCAACUUCCAGCCUGCUUGAUCAAAGUGGUCCAGGAUGUUCCUGUUGCAGGAAAAAUCCAUGGUAGGUUAUUUGAGCCCAAGCAACACCCAUUCAAACUGACCUUUCAACCUCUCCCAAGGAUGGAGGAGAGGAUGCAUUUUGUAAACUUUGAGUGGCCCUACUCAACUCUGGAGCAUACUUUAUAAUAAAAUGAUGGUAAUAAAAGUGGUGCUUAAAGCAGUUUCAGCUAUAUCUAUAUGACAUAUACUCUCUAUAUGAAUUUAGCCACCUUAUAUAUUGUAUAAUAUGCGUGUGAAUGGGUAUCUGAAUAAAACACUCACUCGCCUAAAGAUUUUAUGUACACAUAGAUACUACUUUUUCUAAAUUUCAGCUCCUUCCCCAAUUUCCUUAGCUGAAACUGCUAUCUGACAUCCAUCACCUAUUUGACGUAUGAAGGACAUAAUUUAUUUGUAAACUCAGGAUGUUCUUGCUUUAUAGAAUUGCUUGUACUUUAUAAUUUAUUUAACCAUCAUGAUUGGAAAUGCUUAUCUAAGUGCUAUGCAUUGAAGUGUACAUUUGCUGAAUCCAUUUCAUUCUGUCUGUGGCUAUGUCCUUUUCCAUAGUAACCGUGGUAUAAUAAAGUCACGUAAGGUUGGAGAGAGAUCCCUGCUAGGGGGAAUCACUUCUACUGAGUCAGUCACGAGAAGUUCCACAAGAAGACAGAUCUACACACUAAUCGUCUGCUAUAUCACCUAAGCUCCAUUACAGGGGUGGGGGACUUCUUCCAGACCCAGAGCCACAUUCCCAUCUGGGCAACCUUCCAGGGGGUCAGCCACAUGCCAGCAAUGGGUGGAGCCAGAGACAAAAGUGGCCGAAGAGACAAAUGUAAAUGUUACCUUUGUGCAUGCUAGCUUCCAUGCAAACGUACCCACCAUUCCUUGAUCCAGGCAACCGAGAGGCAUUGUCGGGGUUCAAAGACCCAUUCCAGUCAAGCAAGAUCACUCAAGGAGGGCUGGCGAGGGUUGGCCUAGAGAGAGGGGGGGAUGUGGCCUGAGAAGAGUCCUGGGAGCCAGACAGAGUGGCCUGGGGGGCAGCACUUGACCCCAGAGCCUCUGAGGUUCCUCACCUCUGCUUUGCUGGAAAAAGAACCAACAGGGAGGGGGUGGACCCAGACAGCAGUAGGACAAGAAUGGAAAAGUAACCGAGAAACACACACAAAAUGGAAACUGAUUGAAUGAAUAUGUCAAGCCUUUUGCCAUUAAAAUGUAAAGUUCACUGUUUGCUGGUUUAAAAAAAGAAUCUCUUACCUUUUGUGGUAUAUGAGGUGUGAAACAUAUUGUCAAAGAUAUGAUGUUUAAAAGAUAUCAAAAUAUAGUGGCAUUAAAUGUUUACUUUUAUCUUA